Molecule: messenger RNA, 2895 nt
Organism: Myripristis murdjan (pinecone soldierfish)
Lineage: Eukaryota; Metazoa; Chordata; Actinopteri; Holocentriformes; Holocentridae
Gene: pros1
Product: protein S
Exons: 14
Coding region: 60-2099 (679 amino acids)
Cellular component (GO): extracellular region
Molecular function (GO): calcium ion binding
Source: RefSeq, a predicted model, not a curated record
CCCGAGCUCAGCUCCUCUCUCAGAGCCAAACCGUGGCCUAGCAGCUGAACGGCUCGACUAUGUGGAGCAAGAAAGGGGCACUUGGGAAAUCCUUGGCUUGUCUCGUAUUUCUCGUGUCGCUCAUCGAUGCCAGUCGAUUCUUGAGUCAGAGCAGAGCCACCCAGUUCCUGACGAGGCACCGGAGAGCCAACUCUCUAUUUGAGGAGAGCAAGAAGGGCAACCUGGAGAGAGAGUGCAUCGAGGAGCUGUGCAACAAGGAGGAGGCCAGGGAGAUCUUUGAGAACCAGCCGGAGACGGAAUACUUCUACCCCAAAUAUGUCAUUUGUCUGGGUUCGCAUCGGGUCGGCAUCAACAACCAGAACUCUGACUCCAGUAUCCCAUCAGACCUGCGCACCUGUGUGAAAGAGAUCAGUGACCAGUGCUUGCCAUAUCCGUGCUACAAGGAGGGCUCGGUGCGCUGCGUGGACGGCCAGGCCUCCUUCACUUGUGUGUGUAAGCCAGGCUGGAAGGGAGUGCGCUGUGAGGAUGACAUCGACGAGUGUUCAGAUCCAGAAUUUCCAGCAGGAUGCAACCAGAAGUGCUACAACUUCCCCGGCAGUUUCCGCUGCAUGUGUGAAGAUGGCUAUUACAUCAAUGAUAAGAUCAACUGCAUAGAUGUCAAUGAAUGUCUAAUGUACCCCAGUAUCUGUGAAGAGCCGGCUAAGUGUGUCAACACCCCUGGCAUGUAUGAGUGUCAGUGUCCCCCGGGAUUCAAAUAUAACUUCACAUCCAGAACCUGCAAUGACGUGGAUGAGUGUGAGCUGGAUGUGUGUGACGGCACGUGUAUGAACACAGUGGGCAGCUAUGUGUGCUACUGCGAUGGUCGUCAGGGUCUCCGUUUGGCAGAGGAUGAGCGCUUCUGUGAAGAAAUCCCGGUUUGUGUGGAUCUGUAUGAGCACAAGCACCCUGAGAUGCUGUACCUCGGCGAACAGUUUGCAGGCCUACCUGUCAUUUAUCUGCGCUUCCGUCUGCCAGAAAACACAAAGUUUGCCGCAGAGUUCGACUUCCGCACAUUUGACCCUGAGGGAGUGGUUCUAUAUGCUGAGUCGUCCCAGGAUUCAUGGUUCAUGUUGGGGCUUCGGGGCGGUCGAAUUGAAGUCCAGUUCAAGAACCAGCACACAUUCAAAGUCACCAGUGGAGGCAAAGCCAUCAACGAUGGACAGUGGCAUGUGAUCUCUGUGGACGAACUGGAGAGCAGCAUCAGUGUGAAAAUCAGCAAGGAGGCGGUAAUGAGCAUCAACAGCCCUGAGAGUCUCUUCACCUCUGUUAAUGGCAAGCUGGAGACGAAGGUCUACAUCGCGGGUCUGCCCAACCGCACCGACAACGUCAUCAAACCUAUUAACCCUCGACUGGACGGCUGUAUCCGAGGAUGGAACCUUAUGAACCAGGGGGCAUCUGGGGUCAAGGAAGUCAUUCUGGAGAAGAAGAGUAAACACUGUUUCGUCUAUGUGGAGCGAGGGUCGUACUUCAGCGGGGCAGGACUGGCGCAAUUCGACAUCGUCUACGGUGAUUCUGGGAGCUGGAAGGUGGAUCUGAAGAUAAAUAUUCGGCCAUCUAGCAGCACGGGUGUCCUGUUUGCUCUCGUCCACAACAACACAGUCCCUCUGUCAGUCUCCGUGGUAACCCAGGGAGCAGAAGAAGCUAACUUGCAGGUGUUCCUGGAUGGUGUCUCCGUGGCAACCCUCGAGUCAAUAAUGCUGUGUUACCCUGAGCGUCUGACGGUGGAACUGACUGUCACUCCCGCAGAACUCCACAUCUCAGCCAACUCCUCCACUGUCAUCUAUAUGCAUCCCGAUGCCCUGCGUGAGGCGCUGGAUCGCCUCAACUCCACCAUGCAGAAGCCCAUCAGUACCUAUAUCGGUGGGAUACCAGAGGAAGUCCCAUUCCCUGCCACCCCUGUGACGGCCUACUAUCACGGCUGUAUGGACAUCUCUAUCAAUGGCCAGCAGCUAGACUUUGACGAAGCCCUCAACAAACACAACAGCAUUAAGUCUCAUUCCUGUCCGCCUGUCUCUGCCCCUGAAACUCACCCUGAUGCACCUCCACCACACAGGAAGUGACCUCAGUUACACCCAGAUCCACAUCCAUUAGCUGUUACUUUAGGCAGCAUCUCACAGCUUCUUCCUCUUCUUCUUGAUAUCCUUUUAUUUCUGGGAAAGAGAGAAAAGGAGGAGAGGAGAAUGGGGGAGGGGAGAAGAUGAGAAAGAAGUCAUUGGAAGGGGAGACAGUGGCAGACUGAAAAAGUCAUAUUUGUCCACUUUCUCUGAUGAGUUUAUUUUUAGCUUUGACUUAAGCGUUUUCUCCUUUCACCUUCAUUGCCAAACAAUUGUUCCCAUCCAGGGAGCGCUUCAUUCAAUGUUUCUAGUGAGCCAUGAUGAACACUGACUGCCAGUGAGAUGGUCAGAGGCUGAAUGACGUAGUUGUAGCAGUAUGUUGCAAUGAAUUAUAUUAUUUCCUAGAAAUUUUGACAAAGAGCUGAGCUCUGUAGCACACAUACCAUGUAUGACCAAGAGAUGGUUAUGUUUGUGUAGAAAAAUAAACAAAUGGUCACUGCUGACCAGGCUUUGUCUGACUACCUGCAUCAUUGUUUUCCUGUUGUCUAAUUAUGCUGUGAUCUCUGUAAUUCUGUGUCCUUCUACUACAUCUCUCCGUGUUUCUCAGACAUACUUUUCCCCGCCUCUUUUUCUGUUGCUGUUCUUAUCGUCAAAUGCCUCGCAUUGUACUCUGAUAGCAUUCAGAAUUCACCUUGUAUAUAAAGACGAACCCUCUUUAAUGUAUAACUUCAAUGUAGUUGUCCAGUGUUGUGUUUGGUUGAGUGUUAUAUGUUUGUUUUAAUAAAAUUGGAUCAAAACUGUC